AACAAAAAACAAAACAAUGCAAAAUCACAAAGACCCUUCCUUGAUGUACAUGAAUGAGAGUAGUGACACACGAAAAAAAAAGCGACCUUUCAUGUCGGGAAAUUUCCCGGCAAAUGUUCGCCUGCUCGGAGUCGCACCUCCGAGGCCUACAAAUACCAUCAGACGUAUCCCAAACCACCAACAAUUCUCACUCUCACUCUCUCCGCUUACUCUGUUUCUCUUGGUUUGCUUUCUUCUUCGUUUUCUUGUAAAAAACUUUUUUGAUCUCCGCUUAAUUACUCUGUUUUCUGGUUUGCUUUCUUGGGAAAACUUGUUUGAUCUCCUCUUACUCUGUUUCUUGGUUUGCUUUAUUGGGUUUUUUUUUUCAAGAAGAAUUCUCCAACUCACCCCUCUGAAUUUCACAAUCCGACUCUAUGCUCUCUCACCAACACAAGUUUUCUUUCACUGCCAUGGAUGAAAGAGAAGAUGUGUCCACUGACCUGAAACUUGGUCUGAGCACCUCAUCCUUUGAUGACAAUGGCGUCCCUGCCAGCCCAAGGCAGCAGCCAUUAAACGAUCUGCAGGAUCGUCCCUCCUUGUUUAUCAAGGUUUUCAUGGACGGCAUUCCGAUCGGUAGAAAGGUUAAUGUAUUUGCUCAAAAUGAGUAUGAUAGCCUCAUCAGAACCAUUAAUCUUAUGUUCCCCACCACCAAUAUCUACUCGGGUGCUAAUCGGGUUCAUUCCGAAAAAUAUCAUGUGUUGAUUUAUGAAGAUAUGGAAGGGGAUUGGUUGAUGGUUGGAGAUGUGCCAUGGGAGAUUUUCUUAAGCAAUGUGAAAAGGCUGAAGGUCGCAAAGGCCAAAGCUGCCACUUCUUCCAUUUCUUUGCCACAAACAUGACAAUAGUGGAUGAUAUAAUGUUAGGCUUUGUUUGGAUUAGGGUUAGAAACGGUGUUUGAUUAGAAUUUGUAUUAAAGUAGAACUUUAUUUGAUAAGGAUUAGUGGUUAUCAAUUAGGAUUAUAAUUAAUUUCUUUUUAGGUU
Corylus avellana is the source of this 1017-nucleotide messenger RNA. Its product is annotated as auxin-responsive protein IAA20-like. Gene Ontology annotation, cellular component: nucleus. Lineage: Eukaryota; Viridiplantae; Streptophyta; Magnoliopsida; Fagales; Betulaceae. Gene Ontology annotation, biological process: regulation of DNA-templated transcription. The record is from RefSeq and is a predicted model, not a curated record.